Molecule: messenger RNA, 881 nt
Organism: Erigeron canadensis
Lineage: Eukaryota; Viridiplantae; Streptophyta; Magnoliopsida; Asterales; Asteraceae
Product: ethylene-responsive transcription factor ERF011-like
Exons: 1
Coding region: 160-603 (147 amino acids)
Biological process (GO): regulation of DNA-templated transcription
Molecular function (GO): DNA binding; DNA-binding transcription factor activity
Source: RefSeq, a predicted model, not a curated record
ACAAAUAUAUACAUAUACAUAUAUAUAUAAACACACACACACAAAGACAUCCCCACCCAAAGUCCCAAAAAGGUGUCGGUGCUUUUAAAUUCCUCUUAUCCUAUUUAAUCAAAUCUCUCCUUUUAUUUCGGUACCAAAACUACAAAAAUAAAAAAACCAAUGGAAACUUGCAAAUGUUCAUCAGGAAUAAAAAGAAAAAAUAACGAUAAUAAUAAAAAUAAUCAAAGACACCCUUAUAGAGGAAUACGUAUGAGAAAAUGGGGAAAAUGGGUAGCCGAAAUCAGGGAACCAAACAAACGGUCUAGGAUUUGGUUGGGUUCGUACGUUACACCAGUUGCCGCCGCACGUGCGUACGACACGGCUCUGUAUUAUCUACGUGGCCCAUCAGCCCGAGUUAAUUUUCCGGAAUUGUUGGGGUCGGAUUGUGAGAGUUUGGAUGAGUUGUCUGCUGCCAGUAUUAGGAAAAAAGCCAUUGAAGUUGGAUCUAGAGUUGAUGCAGAAACCAGUGGUGCAGCCAAUGAAUUGAAGGCUUGUUGGUUUCAGGAGAAACCCGAUUUGAAUAAGAAACCCGAACCCGAAGACCCGGAUGGGGAUUGCUGGUGAGUGAGGGUAAUCAUGGGGGUGGGUGUUUUGUAUCGAAAUACGAUAAAUCUUUUGACUCAGAUGUAUACGAUUUAAUCGGGUUAUCGAUGGUGUCAGUGUUAUGAAUGGAUGAUGGAUUUUGGGGGAAGAAGAAAUUAGAAAUGUAUGAAUAUUUUAAUAUAUUUUCAUUUUUAAUUAUUCUCUUUUUAUGUAUUAUCUAUUUCUAUAUCUUGGAAACAGAUGAAACAAGUUUUGAUGUUUACAAGGAUAAAUUAUGUACAUAGAUCAUUCUUGUCGUU